AUGCCAAACAUUGUAUUCGUCAGGGGAAUUCCUACGGCUUUUGAGCAGGAUUCAUAUUUUGAUGUGAACAAACGGAAUUUGAUCGUGUUUGAUGAACAGAUGAUUGACGCUAGUAAAGACAAGCGAAUUGUGAACCUCUUUACUCGUGGUUCUCAUCAUCGCAAUCUAAGCGUGAUUUACAUCGUGCAGAAUCUAUUUCAUCAGGGGAAAGCUAGCGGCAGCAAAAGCUUAAACCAUUAUUUGGUGUUAUUCAAGAAUCCACGAGACAAAUGCAAAUCUUGACUCUUGCCAAGCAAAUGUAUCCCGGACAAACUGAUUUCUUUUAAACCAGUACGAAGAGACUGUAAAAAGACCUUUUGGUUAUCUGUUAAUUGAUCUGUAAACUACUACCUAAGAUAAUUGUCGGAUGCGAACAAACGUUCUGCCUAGUGAAGGAGGCCUUAAACCAAGCAGGGUUUCGAGAAAAUAUUCCUCAAGUCAGCUUCUAAAAUAUCUGAAGCAGCAGACUCUUUCGCUUUUCCCGCUUCUUCCAGCUAUGCAAGAAAUACAAGGCAACAUGGAUGACGUGCUUUCUCGAAACGAUCUUAAUUCGGGACGAUGAGAAAGCUAAACAGAUACCUGGCUUUUAAAGAACAAUUAAAUACAAGAACACGACCGGAAAAAAUAAUCAGCAUUGUUCCAGACUUAACAUCAAGGACACAAGACUCUUCGACAGCAACGACAGCGUUCUCAACUCUCCUGAAACCCUUCAGCGUAACACCUGAAUUAACACAAGCGGCUAUCUCUCAGACAAAGAAGCCUCACCCCACCACCACCCUUAAAUCCUGCUUUCCUGACCCCUCCUCCCUCAGUGGAAACCCCAUCACAACAAGGCCCGAAGCGCAAAAGGCGUCGGAUUCAAUUUGUAAAUUAUUUGGAUGAUCAUAAAGCUCAUGGCAAACAGCUGAGGAAACGUCGGCAUAAGAAAUUCAAACCUUACAAGUACUCCAUGGGCGAAGAAGAUGAAGAUUAAUUUCCAUCCCUUACAAAUCGCUGUGUAUUUGAUUCCUUUUGUCAUUGUUUUUUAAUGAAGUUUUUAAAACGGUAUCUCGUGUCUGAUUUUAUUGCUAGCAAUUAUUAGUCGCGUGUUUUAAUUGAUUCUUGUCAAGUUAUUAGUCGUGAACUAAGCACCCUCGGCUUAGUCUCCCUCGCAGCCGUUUUUAGUAUCGUCACGCAACGCUCCUCCCCACAAACUACUUAACGGCUACUUUUGGAUCGGUUAAUACAGUCAAUGGGUCCGAAGGUCAGUAGCCAGUAGUCAACUACUUAACGGCUACUUUUGGAUCGGUUUAUUAGAGUCGAUGGGAGUAGUCUACCAUGAUGAAAAUUAAGCCCCGUUGGUGCGUUCCCUUUGCGUUCCGUGUGAGUUCCCUUUAAUAAUAUGCAUGUAUAUAGGUCGAGUCCAUGGCGCCACUCAUAGUUAAAACAUAGGGAAAAAGUACGUUCCUCCAUACCAAUUAAGAGCCUAGUCAGUGUCUAGCUAGCUAGGUAUAAAUGCGUUCCUCCAUACUAAUUCGGUAUACGUUUCUCUACUACAAUAGGCACAAUAGGCUUCCCUAGACUUGCCCGUUAAGUAACUUGAGCCCGGUUUACUGGAACGUCUAUUAAAAGGAAAAUAGGAGCGAUCACCUAGCAACGCGGGAAACGGUAUUCAGCGCUCAAAAUCGGAUAUGUCAGCAAAACAUACACAAAGUAGAACUGAAAACUCUCUAUUUCAAUUUUGCCUGACGUUUUCUCUUAUUAUCUCGAGGAAAUGAAAAACUAUUGGAGUCUCAGCGUUUCACGCACCGUUAGUUAGUUAAUUAUGCGAGUUCGCAAACUCAAAGUUGAAUACAAAUUAGUUCCACAGGGAAAAGCCCGAGAGAACCUUGACGUAUUGUUAGGCCUUUUUACAGUUAUGUAUGGAACCGAGGCUGGAGUUGACCUUGUUUUGAUACAAACCUUCCUGCUUUAUUACGUUAAUCAAGUUAUUCUUAUGCUAACCAGUAUUUUUCAAGGACAAUUUCCUUAACAAAGAAAAAGAGGUUUGUAUCAAAAAAAGGUCACCGUCAGCCUCACAUUCACUCGAAGCCGAGGGUAGUCUCCCUCGCAGCCGUUUUUAGUAUCGUCACGCAACGCUCCUCCCCAGGGGAGGGGAGGAGCGUUGCGUGACGAUACGCUGAAUACCGUUUCUCGCGUUGCUAGGUGAUCGCUCCUAUUUUCCUUUUAAUAGACGUUCCAGUAAACCGGGCUCAAGUUACUUAACGGGCAAGUCUAGGGAAGCCUAUUGUGCCUAUUGUAGUAGAGAAACGUAUACCGAAUUAGUAUGGAGGAACGCAUUUAUACCUAGCUAGCUAGACACUGACUAGGCUCUUAAUUGGUAUGGAGGAACGUACUUUUUCCCUAUGUUUUAACUAUGAGUGGCGCCAUGGACUCGACCUAUAUACAUGCAUAUUAAUAAAGGGAACUCACACGGAACGCAAAGGGAACGCACCAACGGGGCUUAAUUUUCAUCAUGGUAGACUACUCCCAUCGACUCUAAUAAACCGAUCCAAAAGUAGCCGUUAAGUAGUUGACUACUGGCUACUGACCUUCGGACCCAUUGACUGUAUUAACCGAUCCAAAAGUAGCCGUUAAGUAGUUUGUGGGGAGGAGCGUUGCGUGACGAUACUAAAAACGGCUGCGAGGGAGACUACCCUCGGCUUCGAGUGAAUGUGAGGCUGACGGUGACCUUUUUUUGAUACAAACCUCUUUUUCUUUGUUAAGGAAAUUGUCCUUGAAAAAUACUGGUUAGCAUAAGAAUAACUUGAUUAACGUAAUAAAGCAGGAAGGUUUGUAUCAAAACAAGGUCAACUCCAGCCUCGGUUCCAUACAUAACUGUAAAAAGGCCUAACAAUACGUCAAGGUUCUCUCGGGCUUUUUCCUGUGGAACUAAUUUGUAUUCAACUUUGAGUUUGCGAACUCGCAUAAUUAACUAACUAACGGUGCGUGAAACGCUGAGACUCUAAUAGUUUUUCAUUUCCUCGAGAUAAUAAGAGAAAACGUCAGACAAAAUUGAAAUAGAGAGUUUUCAGUUCUACUUUGUGUAUGUUUUGCUGACAUAUCCGAUUUUGAGCGCUGAAUACCGUUUCUCGCGUUGCUAGGUGAUCGCUCCUAUUUUCCUUUUAAUAGACGUUCCAGUAAACCGGGCUCAAGUUACUUAACGGGCAAGUCUAGGGAAGCCUAUUGUGCCUAUUGUAGUAGAGAAACGUAUACCGAAUUAGUAUGGAGGAACGCAUUUAUACCUAGCUAGCUAGACACUGACUAGGCUCUUAAUUGGUAUGGAGGAACGUACUUUUUCCCUAUGUUUUAACUAUGAGUGGCGCCAUGGACUCGACCUAUAUACAUGCAUAUUAUUAAAGGGAACUCACACGGAACGCAAAGGGAACGCACCAACGGGGCUUAAUUUUCAUCAUGGUAGACUACUCCCAUCGACUCUAAUAAACCGAUCCAAAAGUAGCCGUUAAGUAGUUGACUACUGGCUACUGACCUUCGGACCCAUUGACUGUAUUAACCGAUCCAAAAGUAGCCGUUAAGUAGUUGAUUACUAGCUACCUUAGGAUCCAUCGAAUAUCAACCGAUCCAAAAGUAGCCGUUAGUUGUCUGGGUUAGUGGCCACCUUGUCGUCGGAAUGCGUAUCCAAACGAAAGGUAGCCAUUAUCUUAUUUACUUUAUGGCUACUCUCUGGUUAGGUGCAAUAUCAAUACCCAUGUAGCCAUUAAGUUAUGAGACGACGGUUACCCUGUAGUCGGUAAAUAAAUAAAUGAAUACUGAUCAAAUAGUUGGCCUCGUAAAUCGUUCGCAUAUAGCGACGAAAGAAAUGCCAAAUUUCGCCGUUAUCUAAAUGCCGAACUUUUUGACGUCUAAUUUCGGAAGCUUUGCUCGGUUGGUAACCUUGGUUUGGAUUUACGCAUUGCGGUGCUGAUGAUGAAGCUGGUGGAGUGGGUUGCUCAGUCAGUCAUGGCAGCUAGCUAACGUUUGUGUUGGGUCUGCGCCUCAAUCGGCCACGGCCGUUCAAUCUCGUCCGCCUCUUCUUCUUCUGUUACUUUCUCGUCUGCCGCUAACUCGGCCAAACUCUGCUCGUCAAGCGGCAAGAUCUCUUGAAGCUGUUCUCCUAAACUAGCCUUCUAUUUCAGCAGUUCUGUCUUUCUAACGGUUGAAUAUUCGUCGUGUACGCUUCGUUGAUUUUCGUGAAAAGUCCACGAUGGGCCACUCUUACUUUCUUUUUAGACAUUCUCUAAUUCUGCUCGAAGGACCUGUCCAGUUGUUACGGAAUCUCACUGUGUUUGAAAUAUCUCCGCGUUCGCUGGUUCAAUAAACAAUCAGGACUGUAUCUUUCACAUUCUUCGCUUUAUUGCGUUCGUUCACUCGUCAGUGCAUCACAAUCGUUCUAAACAUUCUACCUAAAAUUACAAUGCUCACUAGUUUUACUGCUACCACAAGUAAACGCCUUGACUGCGUAUGUCUGGUCGCAAACCGAACUUGGCAAAGGCUCACUGUUAUUUCUUAUGAUCUAACGCAUGAGCAUGAUACCUAUUUCCUUAACAUAUCCAAAAUUAUCUACCCUAUUAUUGUCUACCGCGCAUAAACCAUAUUACAAUCAAAAUCACUAACACUGAUAAACACAAACCAAGUCAAUUCUAUUCAGAUUCGCUUAGUAUUAUUUUUCGUAAUUGUAGCUUAAUUGUUGCCUUGCAAGUAGAAAAUUAUCUUAGGCGUACAGCCACAUCCUAUGACGAUAACUUGUUACAAAUUUCUCCCCCCUUGACUCGCCUACAAGUCAGUUGUCCGUAAAGUUAAGCUAUUAAGACUCACCUUAUGUGCUUGCACCAAUGGUAAAGAAAGUAAAGUUUGUGUCGAUGUUCCUAUCUUAUUUUUCCUCGUGCUCGUAUAAAUGGUUCGGAGGAAAUUUUAGAGACCUUGAUAAGCAAAGAGAACGUUGACAGACCCCAACUUUGGAGAUGGCAACAGGAAGUUUAUUUAGAGCGCGGUCACCUUUAAGGCAAUAGUGCCGCUUGACUAAGUUCUCCGCCUAUACUUGUCUAGCUGUUCUUUCUUUACCUGUACAAAAGAAUCAGUAGUUUCAAGUCAUUGCCACCCAUAGAGAGAAAACCGUUUACAGCACAACCCAUAAAUCGGCCCAUGGACCACACAGGAGAGACGUAACACACAUUUUAUGUCAGGUAAGCUGUUAUUUAUUUAUUUAUUUAUUUAAUCAAGUUUCAGAUUUACAAUUACAAUGACAAUUAAAUCAAUCAAUCGCUCAAUCUGAGGUAGGCUUAAAACAGAGUGGAAGACUUCUUAAAAUAAGCCACUUAUUAUUACAUCAUAAAUAGAUCUAGAGAAUUAAUUAAGUAAUAAAAUUAUCAAAACGUUAUUUUAAAAAGUGUUAUUAAAAAACUACAGAAAAAAUUGAGUAAAGUACAAUGUAAAGUUAGAGAAAAUUUACGUUGAACUUAUCAUAUAAGGCCAUCAAAUUCUUACGAAAGAUUGACAUGGUAUUUGACUCUUUUAUGCUAAGAGGUAAUUCAUUUCACAGGCGACAGAUCCGAACAAAAAAAAGAAUUCUUAAAGACGUCAGUCCUGCUGAAAGGGACAUCAAGCGUUAAAUGAUCAACAUUCCUAAGCGGUUUGGCCCCUCUAGCUAUCCUUUCGGAAUAUUGUAUACAGGGAAGAAGAUAAUAUUUCACCAUCAAAAUAGCCAUCAUGGAGCCACGUCUCAGUAACAGCGACGGCGUCUAAGUUAUUGAAAUCCUUUGAUCUUCGUAGGAUACGAAAAAGAAAGGUUUUUUUUUCCCAUACAAAUCCUUAUAUUUCGAAUGUUAUGCAACAAUGUCGAUGUUCGCCGAUGCUAAAAUUUCGAGUUUGGGCUACCCGUGUUUUUAUUUCCUCAUUUUCCAUUUUGAGAUUGAUUUGCAACUUGAGUCUGCCGUUUGCCGUUCGCCGUAUGAACGUGACUCAAUUGACGACCAACUAGAAGUGGCCGCCUUGCAUGUCAGGUGGUUAGCAGCCUCGUUCUUUUCCAAUCGUCCGCGGCGAUUUUGGAUCACGUGAAAUCACCUGUCAAAUUGUCGGGGUUUAAGACUAAUCGAGCCUGACCGAGGAUUCCGAAGUCGGAAGUCGGAAGUUGAAAAUCUGAAGUCGGAAGUCGGAAGUCGGAAGUAAGAAGCGGGAAGUGGGAAGCGGGAGGUUCGAAGUCUAACCAUGCAGCAUUGAGUCUGAGCGGUAAGAAAUCAGAAAUCCGGAGUUCGAACUUUGUCAAGUCUGAAGUCUGAAGUUUGAAGUAUGAAGUCGGAAGCAGGGCGUAGCCAGGAUUUUUUCAGAGGUACGCACAAUUCUCCAAAUCGCGGCUCGAAAAUUCCCCUCCCCCCCACUUUUCUAAUGGUCCGUCCCUUAGCAACGAUGACGGCGAGGGCAACGAAAACGUCCCUAGCUAUCUAAAUGAAUGUAUGUUUGAUUUCAACUCUCUUAAAAUGGCAAAUAUUGGUGAACUUCCCUACGGAAUAUUGGGGACCGCACCCAAGUUCGGACUCAGAGAUGAAAUUUAAUUUGUUCCUGUGCUUACGUCCUCCAAACAACGUCGCAAAAGGAAAUUUAACGUCGUGUUCGUACAAGUUGUAAAGAAAAGCCCGCUGCUCGUCAUUUACUUAUUGGGCUCGUUUCGUUUGACGCUCUCGUUGCUGUCGCCGUCACCGUCGCCUUCGUCGUUGUUCCGAGGAUUUAUCGAUGUGCGUAACGAAUCCGAACACGUUUUUAGAAAAAAACGCCUGCCAUCUUUUCACUAGAUAUAUAUGUUAUUGCUGAUUCGGUACAUUAAUGAAUUACUUCGUUUCUCUGGAAACCGACAUUUGGGUUGAGAAUAAAAAAGUCCAUUGUCUUAUAAAAAUAUAUAUAUAUAUAUAAAUACUUGUAUUCUGGGUAGAACGUAUUCCGUAGAGCGCUCAAUUCAUUUAAAUGAAGAGCAUUGACUAUUAAUAAUCACAGGAGUUCAGGCUUCAGGAGUAAUCAUUGAUCGUUUAUUGCGACAGUGCUGUUUCGUAUGGUCCGAAAUUGUAGGACCACACUCAUCAGGCAACUUCAACGAUUGACCGUUAAAAUUAAAAGCUGGCAGUAAAUAUAGGGAUGCGUUAAGAGAUAGUAUCUAGGUAACAGAUGGAUUGUGUCUUAGUUACGUUACUCUAGAGUUCUGAAGUACAUAUCUGUUUCUGUGGGGGCAUGAACUCGCUAGUUCGUUUCGCCUGUUUAGGCUACAAAAAACUCUUUUUUAACGUCACAAAUGAUGAUAAACUUUUCAUAAAGACAAAGAUUACAUUUUUUGCUAAUGUUGCUAUAAGCUUUACAUUUCUUUAAAACUUUCCAUUUUAUCUGGAAAGGUUUGUUAGAGUCUUGUAAAGUCCAAAUAUAUUUUGAUAGUUCCGUUUCAUUUCUUCUGUUCGAGCGUCGAAAGGAGGACUGAUGGUUUCUGUAACGUUCCUUAAAGUUUGUUGCCAGUCCGACGUAAGUUUCAGUUGUCGUCGCUGUAGUUACAGUGGCUUGGUAGAUUACAUUUGAUUGGAGGCAUUUUCCUUCGAGUGGACAAUCUGGUUUCUUUCUGCAAUUGCAGGUGUCAGGUUGUUGUUCCAUCUGUUACCUAGAUACUAUCUCUUAACGCAUCCCUAUAUUUACUGCCAGCUUUUAAUUUUAACGGUCAAUCGUUAAAGUUGCCUGAUGAGUGUGGUCCUACAAUUUCGGACCAUACGAAACAGCACUGUCGCAAUAAACGAUCAAUGAUUACUCCUGAAGCCUGAACUCCUGUGAUUAUUAAUAUAUAUAUAUAUAUACUAAAAACAAUGAAAAACGAAAGUCUUCUUUGCUUUUGCGCUACGCGUUUCACCGCUGUUGCGGCUCUUCAGGCAUAGCAAAGUGUUUGGAACUUUGCUAUGCCUGAAGAGCCGCUAAUGUUGUCGGCCUGAUGAAAGGCAUGAAACCCGAGUAGCGAUUAAAUGUUUUUGAACUUUUCCGACUUUUUAGUUCAUCUUUUAUCUAUAUAUAUAUAUAUAUAUAUAUAUUUAUAUAUAUAUAUAUAUAUAUAUAUAUAUUUCAAAGAAACAACCAGAGGUGAAUGAAUUGAGGCAAACUGUGCUCUUGAAAUAAUCAUCUUUAGAUAUUUUGCUUUCUUUUUAGAAUUAGCUUAUUUUUUGCUAGUUAUUCAUUUUAUAUCUCUUUUGUGCACGACUCUUUCAGGUACGUACGUGCGUACCGUGCGUCAAGUUAGCUACGCCCCUGCUUCGGAAUUCGGAAAUCGGAAGUCGGAAGACUCCUCCUCGGCUUUCGUAUGUUCCAGGCUCCGAGAAAGUAGCGUCCGCUGAAUCGAGAAAGCGCGUGCAUGAAAAAAAAAAAAAACAAAACAAAACAAAAAAAACAAAAAAAUCGGGAGGAAACUAGGGAGAGGAAGGGCCCUUCCUUUUUCCUUUUUUCCUGCCCCCCCCCCCAACUUUUUGCGUGCCUUUCACUUUGGCCUCUCCCACACUCCUUCAUGUCUUCCCCACUAUCUCUACUAUCUGAGAGCCUGAAACAGGUUAGAGUGGUAUCGAUCUGCAAGCGAUGCAUCAUGCAUGCAUGCAAGUUGCAUAUCAUGUAUGCCUCUGCAAGUUGCAUCGGGACCGUCCGCAUACGUAACGCUAUAAAAGUCUAAUUCUUUCGGGAGUCGUAUCAUAGCCUUUGUCUAUUUUUAAUAGAUUCUCUAAUUUUUGUCUGGUUGAUAUUGGCAAUCAAAAUUCCUUCUUUUCUACCUCUGUCGACACACACAAAAAAAAUGGUUGCGCGAAGAACUACAAUAUUAAAUCUAAGCUUCGGAGUUUUGUAUUGAGUUCCUCACAACUGAGCUCCCCCGUGAGAUGAUGUGGCUAUUUAAUUUUUGGUUUAAAAAAUAACUUAAAAUGGUUUCAAAAAUCUUUUGUUUUCGUUAAGUUGCGCCGCCACCGCCACUUUCGUCUGCGGCCAGUUUGAUGAGUGUGACGUUUGACUAGUAAACACCUUUCCGUAUACGUCACAAUAGGUUAUAUUUUUUAUGCAAACAAUUCUUGUUUUUGCUCAAACAGACCAGUAUUGAGAUGUUUCAAUCGGUUCGUGUAUGUUUGUAUAUAAGUUUCUGCCGACUUUAAUUUACUAAACUGUGGAAUUUAAAAUAUGAUUAACGUGAUUAACUUUCUGCGGGUCGAGCACUCGUCAUUUCCUCUCAUGACAAUGGAAACUCAACAAAAAUGUCUCCACGCUAAGAUUUACGGUUUCCUCUCAUUACUCUUUUCGGCUAUGAUUGAGGUAAGAUCGUACGAAAAAAUGCCGUAUAAAACCGGUUAAGAAAAAUAAAUAAAUAAACUCUCUUGCAACAGGUCAGGGGAAACCAAUAGCCUGUGUACAGCUGUUCAUAGGUUAGGGAAACUAAUUAGACACAAAAUUUGUCUGGACAGCCGACCAACAUAUUUCAGGCUUUAAAUUUUGCGUUUUCUUCUCGAUAUUAUACUUUUAAUACCGGAAGUGCUCCUCGAUAAAUAAUGACUAGAGAAAAAUUAAAGCAGAUUCACACGAAUUUUACUGUAAAGUAAAGUUUAUUACCAGCGAGCAUUGAAUAUAUAUUUUUGAGCCCAUAAGGUGAUAUGAGGUUGGUUUUUUUUUUUUUUUCCGAGCUUUUCAUACAUCAAAAAUAUAUUCUGCUCUCUUAUUUAUCCGAACAAAAAUGUCUCUGAAAUUAGCAUACAUGAAGUCAUCAAAUUUUUUUUCGUGUGUGGUUAGGGGCGUCACGCAUCAUUCUCAAAAAUAAACAAAAUAUGAAAAGGACGCGCCUACGUCAUACCACGUGACCAUUUGUGGGCCCUUCCCAAAAUAAGGCAUUCUUUACGCUUUGCACAUUUGUCAACGGCCAGUUGUUGUAGUGAUUUGGAUAAAACGAUAGUACAUCAGUCGAUUUUCACCGUGUUUUGGGGAAAGUUACUUCAUUUUGUGGUUAUUUAUUUCCAAGUGUCUCCGUGAAGGUAAGACAGGUCGACACUCGAAGUUUCUGUCGAUUGAGUUGAUAUAUUUAUCAGGUUAUAGCGCCAUUUUGAACAGUACCAUUUUGAGCUUAACAUUCGUGACCUGAGUUUCUCUUUCGGUCCUCAUUUUGUUAGUUUUGUCUUGUAGGUAUUGUUUUGUUUCCCUAAACGUCAAGGUCCUAGCUAGUUGUCAAUUUUCAAAUACUAGAAUACUGAUAAAUACUACACUGGCGCUAGAAACCCUCUUUCAUCACGUCAAUCGUCGCAUGUCAUUUUCAAACAUUUUUAAUCCUGGAUGGAAUUCUCUACGAUUCCUUGUCACGUUCUCGUGCCCGUAGUCUCGAAUUACAACUCAAAUUAGUGAGUUCCCUUUAUUUCAGUCUUUGACUAUAACCUUUGCCAAGUUUAUCAAGCGCCGCUAGGUUUUGUUAUUUCUGUCACAAAUCGAUAUUAAAGUGGAAGCACUAAGCUUUUCCGUUUGACCUUGCUACAGUAGUAUUUCCCAGAGUUAGCUUGAGGAUGAGUUGACAUGUUAACUUCCUCGUCGAGGAACACUAUACACUAUUGGUUCCAACGAGAUCACUUCACUGGGUUACGUGAGUGUAUCUUAAUCUUUACAAGCUGUUUGUUAGUCCCCUACGAGGCGCUUCAAUAGCAUCCUUUUAAGCUUACAUCUUUGUUUUAUCAGCGGUUGAACACUGUACCUUACACGAACGAGCUUUAAAUUGUCAAAUCUGUUCUGUAUCAAGAUAUUUAAUGCAUGAACUGGUAAUACUUCGUUUUCAUAAUGAGUUACUUACAUCCAUCUUUCGAAUUUGAUGACCGAUUCAUGGCGUGCAACGUCAUGAUAAUGUAUUGGCACUCAAUUCGUUUUUGUCUCUAGUGAGAAUGUCUUUAAAAACAACCUUUACCGUUAAAUUGUCGAAUCUGUUCUGCAUCAAGAUACAGGUAUUUAAUACAUGAACUGGUAACACUUCGUUUUUAUAAUGAGUUAUUUACAUCCAUGUAAACCAGUACUUCUUUCGAAUUUGAUGACCGAUUCAUUGCGUGUACCGUCAUGAUAAUUUAUUAGCACUCAACUUGCCUGCAUACGAAUUCGUUUUUGACUCCAAUGAGAAUGUCUUUACAGACAGUAAGUUCAAGAAUUUAGCCUGAUAGCACAAAUGGAAUUCUAGUUUUUUUUUUAUCAUACUUCUUCCACUCUACAUGUACCUCAUGAAUUAAGGGUCUCCUUUGUAACCACAGGUUUAAUUACAUUAUUAUUAUUUUAUUAAUCAUAACUAUAACAAAAUUCUUAAAUCUGAUUGGCUAUCAACUGCCCUGAAUUCAGCCUUAAUAGGACAGUUAAAUAGGACAGUAUGCGUCAUGCCUACAUUGUAUGUAAUCGGACAGUACGUGCCAUCACGUGCCUGCUUAAAUAACUUUUUUUUUUCACUGCUAGAAAAAAAUCUUGGAAUUUCUUGUGUUUUGAUUAAAAAAAAAAGCCUAAUAUAUCACAAAUUUUGUUAAAGUUAUGAUUAAUUGAUAACAGAACUUCGUGUCGUCAAAUUCGGUCUGCAAUCAUACUCGUGAUUAAACAAGUCGGACUCCCGCUAUGCGGUCGUCCGAUUUUGUUAAUCACUCGUAUGAUUACAGACUGAAUUGGACUCCACUCAGUCCUGUUACCAUUACUUAUUUACCAUCAUACAAGCUAAUCAUGGCACUGCUUAAGAAGUUUGAUCAAUAAUUGAUUACAUUAUAUCCAUUUUGAAAUCACUGGUGAUUCCUGCAAUCUGAUUGGCUCUCAGCAGUGUGAUUUAUUCCCAAAUCACACUUUUUUGCUCUAAAUCAUGUAUGUUCUAAAUAUUAUCAUCAUUUAUGUUCUAAAUUGCAUCAUUUCUGUUCUGACUAAAUCACACCAUUUUUGCCCUAUCUCGCAUCAUUUCUGUUUUGAAUACAAAAUGGAUAUUGUGAAAGCCUCUUUGUUUCUGCUUUUCAACAAACCAGCUGCUUGAUCUAUAAAAUAUUGGUGCUGAUUGGAUUCUGCGAUUUCACAGUGGAUGUAAUGAAGUGGUAAUUAAACUUUGUGUUGUGCAGGUUUGGUCUGAAAUCAUAUUUGUGAUAUCAAAUCGAACUUGCGCUGCGCGCUCGUUCGAUUUUAAGAAUUGCGCGUAUGAUUUCAGACCAAAUUGCAGUCGACUCAUUUCAAUUACCAUUAUAAAUCGAUUGUCAGCACGCUACUGUGCAAUGUAUGUAAAGAUGUGUUGUUCUCAUUUGUUGCAGGUUAUAUAGACUCUUCACAAUGUGGGGGAUUAUUUGCAUUCUUUCAGUCACCAGUCUCAUGACACUGACAAAUGGUAAUUAUGCAAGUCAUGACUUUUUUGUUUACUGGUAAGGUAAAGGUAAAGGCGCACGCGAGCCAAAGGCCCUAAUGCCCAGAGCUUAUCCUGCUUUCCUUAGCAUGAAGCAUGCCUAGGAGUAUUGCUACUCCCCUCUGGACAGGAUGCUAGUCCAUUGUAGGGUUAGCCUCAGCAAAAAUUCUCGCCGGUACCAAUUUAUACUUGUACACCUGGGUGAAGAGAGACAAAAAAGGAGUAUUUAAGUUCCUUGUCUAAGGAAAGUAACUCAAUGGGCAAGGCUUGAAACCCAGACCUCCAGAUCAUCAAGAGUUCAAGGUCUGUUAAUCCCUUGGUCACACAAGCCUCCUUAUGGGUACAUGUUGUUGGGCCUACAAAUGGGCUUAAAAGUCACAGAUAACUGCAUUCUUGUUUUCUAAAUUGCAGGUCAACAGGUGGUAGACCCGCCAAGAAUUGUUGACUUUCCAGCCAAGGAUUUACUUGCUCCCGAGGAUGUUAAGUUUAGUAGACAAAAUGCCUUGGAAUUAAAGUGUGAUGCUGUUGGGAGUAACUUGCAAUGGAUCUGGAAGCACAAUGGCACAGCAAUUACGACGGGUGGUAAGUUCACUGUUGGUGCCGAUGGAACCUUAUACGGAAGUUACCUUGAGAGUGCACAGAGUGGAAAUUACCAGUGUUUUGUCAGGGACACUGUUACUGGAAUUGAGACAUUCAGCAGGAAGAUACAGGUUGCUGUUACAGGUAAGGAGUCACUUCAGUAUCAUUGGUAUAAGCAGUUGAACAGAUCUAAACAAAAAAAAAAACAAUAAAGCCCAAGGCUGUGCUUUUAAUGCAGAGCUUGAAAAAAAAAUUGAAUUCCAGGUUGUCCUUUGGGCAAGGAGCCCUUACAUUUGGCUUGUCCAAGGCCAUUUCCUGUUUGUCUAAAGUGUAAUUAUGAUUUUGUUAGAGGAUGACUUAGCUGAAACCUUCAGUUAAGUCAGCUUUAAAAGUUACUUGCCCAGCAAGAAUAUCUCUUUUUGCUGGCGGACUACCGGAUUUGACUUUUUUUAGCCCUGCAGAAGGCAAGUAAAAAAUUAAGAGUCCUAGCUUUAUUAUAACCUUAAGCGAAGUCUUCCACUUUGCAAGAGUCAAAAGCUCAUGGCUGUGCGCUAAGAAAAACUGAAAGGAGCCUGGUGCUCUGAACCUGGGAAAAUCAGGGUUCACUCACAAAUGUGCUUGAUUCUACUACAUGUAAGUGCAACCCUGACUAAUUGGGGGUGACAAGAAGAGCCCGCAAUGGUAAUCUCCAGGUUGUUAUUAUGUGGGAGUCACGUGUAUGUAGCAUUCAUUUGGAUUUCCACUAAGAAUGACUGGAAUGCACAGAACAUAAUUUGAUCAUGCAUUUGGACCUUCUAUCACUUGAAAUCUGAUCACACGUGUUUUGACCAUCUGUCAUGUCAAACUUACGCAAAGCACAGUACUGGAGCAAGAUUAGUGUUUUGACCUUCGAUCAUUGUCUCCCGCACUCGGUAACCUUUGGUCAUUACUAGUUUAUAAUAUUUGUCUUGUUUCCUUGUACAGUUGUAGGGACAUUCAGCAAUCAAAAUGAGCAGGAGGUGCUUGUAGAUCUUGGGCAAGAGAUUAGUAUUAAUUGUCCACAACACUCUGCCAGUUAUGGUGUCAGCUACUCAUGGCAGGGAAAAAUCAAUACUGUGGACAUACAGUUCAAGAGAAAUGAUCGACGAGCCAUAUCACAGACAGGGCAACUAUUAAUCAUGUAUGUUACCCAGCAAGACAUUGACGAUUUUGCAGAGUAUGACAGCCAAGGAAUCAGAUGUUUUAUUACAGGAGCAAACAGAUUUGAAAGUUCUGGCAUUUUAAAGUUAAAGAAGAAAAGUGCAGGUAAAUUCUUUGUUUUCUUUUAACACCGAAGGAAAUCUCAGUGGAGGAAAGAGGAACUUCCAUCCCAUUAAAUAGAUGUAUUUAUAUUACGUGUAACAUUUUGGGAGUGUCCUUUUGACCUAGUGUCCAUAUAAUAAUUUGAUUAUGCUAUUCUCUGUUUUCACUUUCAUGCCAUCAAAAAUUAAAAUCAAAACUAUUCAAUACAGAACGUCCAGAAUCUUGGAGAUGAAAGAAGAUAAAUACAUGUACGAAUAAAGCCUCGCCAAGAAUCAGGUUUAUACAAUAUUUCAUAUGGGAUGCACUCAGAAAAAUGUUUUGUCCAAACUUUAAAGCUUUGUACAGGGUUUUCGAUAAGAUUUUAAAAAGGUGGCAAAAGCUUUGGAGUAGGCGGAGAACUGGAAAAAAAAUUAUCGGGAACUUGCAUGCAUUGAAUUGAAAGCGUGAGUUCCUAGAAAGGAUCCGUCUAGGUGCAUGCCUCCUGGAAAAAUUUUGCAAUCUGGCCCUUGUAGAAUCAGACACUAUGUAGAAUCUAUGCAAAUGCUAUGUCACAAAGCUAUGCAAAACCUAUGUUAAUCACUCAUACAUUGCUUUAACCAGAUCCUAUGUUGUUUCUAUGCCAGGACUAUGUUUUUUGUAUCGAAAAUGCUAUGUUUUCGCUAGUCAAACGGAACCUACUUAAAAGCUAUGCAGUUUUUAAAGGUAGGAAUAAAGGAAGAAAUGACAUAGUUUCCACAUAGCCUAUACAUACAGUUUACUUAGCUUGUGGAAAGAGAUUUUAGACUUCAUAGUCAACCUCAUAGAAAAAUCAUAGAAAAUAAAUAGCCUUCACAUAGGACUGAAAUAGAGUUUACAUAGUAAAAUGUAACAGGGAACAGUUGAUUAAAUAGCUUUUGAAUAGGGUUUGCUUAGAAUUUAGAUAGCCUAGAAAUAGAAAAAACAUCUGAAAAACAUAGCCUUUUUAAAGGUGACAUAUACUUUGCAUAGCAUUAAAAUAGGGAAAACACAGAACAAAUAGUCUUUGCAUAGGUUUGAAAUAGGAUUUUAAUAGUAUUUGAAUAGGUAAAACAUAUCACAUACACAAGCUUUAACUAGAGUUCAAACAGAAAUUACAUAGAAUUGACAUAGUCUCUUAUGUAUGUAGGUUUCGAUCUGCUUAAGCAAAUGUAGUGUUUAAAAUACGUUCGUAAAAAUCACCAAAAUAGUAAAAAUAGUAUAAAAAUAUGAAUUAGAAUACCUUUUACAUUGGUAAGAAAUAGGUUUUGAAACGAAAAAUUGAAAAACUAUGGCAAUAUAAUACCACGAACACUAAUAGUAACACAAAUGCAGUAUUUUCAUGGAGGUUUCAGAAUCGAAACCCCAAGUUUAAGUUUGCUUAUCGUGUAGACUUUUUGCUGAAGUCGUGCUCUUCAGUGCCAUACAGUUUCCUUUUGACUGCAACGAAUAAGUAUCUGCAAACAGAAAAGUGGAGAUUUUAAGGCAAAUGAACAUAAAAACAACCUGACGUUUUAGAAUUGAAACGAAGGAGUAUCAAAGCGUGAUCGACCGAUCCUUGUUCAGAUACGCGAAAAGGGGAGAUAACACAGGCAAAUCGAAACUUAAUUGAGAAAAACAUCACUUACCAACGUUAGGAAUAGUUUUUGUUGAACCUGGCAGGAAAAAGACUGCAAAUUGAAGUAAAAAGAAGCGUCUUCUUGUAAAGACGCACGCUUACAGCUCGUCUUCUUUGACUUGAAAGCGCCCGCGUGGAAACAGACAAUUUUCACACCUUUUCAUUGGUUGAAAAGACCCACGUGACGAUAAAACGCAAAAAUACGCAUGUGUUGAACUCACGGACUUCCCUGGGAACUAGUGGAAACAAAAUGGCUGACAAACAUCCACCGAGGCAGGUAGCGUUUCGCAGUUUUGACCAUGCAGUUAUAUUCAGGAGACGUCCACAAUCAAGACGAAGGAUCGAACCCAAUGUAAAAGAAGAAAAUGAUGCAUGGAAGUAUCAUUUCAAGUGAAGAUCUCUAGGGAAAAGCUAGAAAGGAAAGUUAAGACAGGGAUGAUGGAUGUAACGAUUCAAUGCUUAACAAAAGUCUUCUCACUAAGAAACUAUCUGCAAGCACAAAAAAAAAUUAUAGUACAUGGUUUUUCAGUGUUUUAGUUUAAAACACUGCUUUUUACUUUGGAAGUAUGCUUAGCCUUCUGUAAGUGCCACCAUCAACAUGCCUAGUCACUUAAAAGCUAUGUUGGAAUAUCACAUAGGAAACGCAUAGACUACAUAUAUUUUUCAUAUGAGUGACAUAGGAAAAAAUAUGUUUAUGUAAAAGCUAUGUAGCCUUUAUCUCAUGAUAAAGCUAAAUGAAAAUGUCACAUACUGAAUACAUAGGCUGCAAAUAUGUUUUAUCACAUAGCAUAGAAUAUACAUAGCACUAUGUAAAAGCUAAGAAACUUGUUGGAAAUAAAAGUGAAGAUCGAAAUGCUAUGUAAAAGCUAUUUUACUUUGAUGCAUAGUGAAUACAUAGGAUGCUAAUCGGAAGGAAAAGCAGAACUUUCUAUUGCAUAGUAAAUACAUAGCUAUGUCAAGACUAUGAAAAGAUUUUGAAUAGUAUUUGCAUAGGUAUUCAAAAGCUAUGUGCUUUUCAAAUAGCCUAAACAUAGUUUCAACAUAGAUUUUGCAUACUUUGGACUAUGUUGUUUGGUGUGUUACAUAGUUAAUACAUAGGCAGUAGUGUACAUAACAUAGCUGAAACAUAGUCCAACAUAGUAAGCAAAUAGCAUGAGCAUAGGUUUUGCAUAUGUCUGGUUCUACAAGGGGGGCCUCUUAGAAUGCAUAUCCAGCAUUCCGGAGCAAAAAUUAGAGUGUUUUUUGGGUGGGUGGGUGGGGGGGAGGGGGUAAUUUCCAAGUUCAAGUGAAGUAGCCAGUGAAUUUCACCGGCUGCCAGCAGAACCUUGUUUGUACAUGUAUAUGGAGAUGCCAUGUUGGUGUCCAUGUGAGGGGCACAAAAAUUAGUAUGGUGUUCUACAAAACCAUCAAUUCAUUGCUUGAGGAACUCAAACACAUUAAAAAAUCAUACUUAUUUUGAGACAAGGAAUAUUUAGAUGGGAAAAUCUCAAAAAAAUUAAUUGAUAACGUUUUUAGCCUACAGCACAUGAGAGCUUUCCUGGUAGCCAUCUUCCUACAUGGUGUAAGUACCAUGUCACUCAAAAGCUUGGAAAUUCAAGCAUCCUCUAUCACAAAACAAAGAACCCUUUAAAACUGAAAAUUUGUGUAAAUGAAGGUGUUGAGCUGCUGUAUUUAAUACCUCAUGGAAUUAAACACUCAUCACAAUUGCAUUUUGAAUUUUGGUGACAUCAUGUAAAAACUAGUAAGAAUUGACAGAGGUUCUCGCAAUGUUUCUUAGUUUAUUUUUAAAAAAGGCUUUUGUUGCUGGAAGAAUUGUUCGUGGGGAUCUUUUGAGGUUAACUUGGAAAGAUGCAGGUUGUUUAUGUUAUUAUGAUUUCUGCCAUUUUUUUACUGAACAAGUCGUAAUAAAAAAGGGAGGGGAGAUGUUACACAAGAUGUAUCGUUACUAGUAGGCUAUAGCAUAAAGCAAGGGUUAAUAAUUAUUUUACAGAGUAUUGUGUAUUUUGUCUUAGGUCAAACAGAUCCAGGGACACAAAGAGCGCCUGCAUGGAGGCUUAUACCUGCUGCCAUAGAAACAGCUGUGGAGGGAAGAAAUAAAACUUUGUAUUGCCUUGCAGUUGGAAGGUGAGUGCCUGCAUGGGUACAUUUUACAAACUGAGCAAAGUAAAUAGUAAUAAGAUAAGGAAAUAUUUACAUACAUUCUACAUACUAGAUAAAUAUUAAAUAGUUAGGAUGGACAAUUUUCAGAAUGAAUUCUGUUCAUUUAAGCCAAUAUCAAUGGCAGUAGCAUUGGAUGGGUUUGUUUUCAGAAAAUUUAGGCAUCCAACUUUUUGGGAUUAGAACUGUAGGCUGUCAAUGCAAAAGCGUCCCUAACAGCCAACUGCUUCUUACACCCAUUCAUUAAAAUUGGGUAUCUGGUAAGUUGUUCACCUUAAACUACAUACAAACAUUUACCUCAGCCAUUAAACGGUUCAUGGUACAUUCUAUCCAUUUCAAAUGUCCUGUCUACCAGUUUCUGAUGCAUUGAUUUGCUUUGUGAUUGGCUGUUCUCUGUGUAAAAAAAGGCAAUUGUCCAAUAGCCCGGAAGCAAGUACAUUGUGUGCUCGGGCUAGUGGAUUCUGUUCUUUAUGCUUGGCAGACAGGCAAGUGAAGUAUUCUGCAGGAAUUCAAAUCACAGAAGUAUUUUAAGACAAGUGUUUUAAAUUCCUGAUAUAUUCAUGUGGAGCAAGAGUUACUUGCAAGCUGGUCUGGCAUAGUGAAAUUAUUACACGAACUGUCUUACAUGUAAUGGUGUAAAUAUAAUCAAUAAAAAUGUAAGGUUAAUUAAUUAUUGAUCCUGCUCAUCAAAAGUUUUGGGGGGCUAAUGUUAAAUUGACUCUCGGGCUAGUACUUUACAUGCUUGUUAAAUGGCAAGCUGUAAAGCUCACUCUCUUAUAUUGCUCGGUGCUGUUUAAAGGGCUACAGUAGCUGUUAAGAACAUUGCAUGAGAGAACUCACAAAUUGAUAAAUUUUGUCUUGCUUUUAAAUUAGAAAAAAAAAAAAGAAUAUUAGUACAGUCAAACCGCUCUAUACAGACACCUGCGUAAUACGGAUGCCUCAUUAUUUAUUACAGACAGUUUGCUUUGUCCCUGGGGAUCCAAUAGAAAGCCCUUUCAUUUAAUUUAAAUUCAACCCGCUUAAUAUGGACAUUUUCCUUGGCCUCCUCAUUGUCCGUAUUAACGGGGAACGUGACUGUAGGGGUUUGCAUGCACCUUGAUAGUCCUUGAAAGUCCUUGAACACACACUUGACUGUAACACACUAAAACAUUGCAUAGCCACAGGAAUCCUUGCAAUUUAGUAAUUGAUAUAACUAAAUGCAGUUGACGUCUUACAGUUCAAAGCCAUUGCCUGUUAUCUUGUUACUUACAGACCUGUGCCAACGAUAACUUGGAAAAUGCAGGACAAAAGUGGAAACUGGCAAAACCUUGUACAUGGACAAGAUAGUUUUGAGAUUGCUACUGCUUUCCAAGGAAGACUGCUUAACAUUAUAUCUGUUAAAAAGAGCAUGCAUCAGACCAAUUACCGUUGUGAGGCUGAGAAUUCUCAAAGUGGUGGAAACCCCUUGGUCCAUGAUAUACAGCUGAAGGUUGAGGGUAAGUGGCCUUAAGGCUGUGUCAAUCUCAUGCACCAAUCCCUUCAAUGAUCAAAUUAAGGUGGCUGAACACAGUUUUAAGGGUGGUCAGCAGUAACUCUCGUGACGGUGUGUGUUUUAAAUUAGAGAAACAAACAUGGCAGCGAAAAAGGCAAUGGUACACAGAAGACGAUUUCUGAAAAUCUACUCAUUAAAAUUUUGCGAUAUUUGGCAGAAGUUUUACUUUUAUCAUAUGUUAAAUAAUGAUAACUUUAAAGUGGAAGUUGAACAGAGGAAUAAUAUUUUGUAACACAUUUAAUAAUUACAGUACAAUUAUAUUAUUGAUCAUCUAAAAACUUGUCUGUUAAAAUUUGGUCAAAUACGUUUCAAAUGGUAAUGAUUAAUUAUAAUAAGCUGUGUGCAAGUUUAUAGGAAAAUCUAAUGAGUGAAUUUUAUGUAAACUGUGAAAAAGUGAAAUUUUAAGGUUGUAUUCAAUCGUUCGUGUUGCCAUGGCAACUCCACAAAUGUCACAUUUUAUCUGUCAAUCAAAAUCUUUCAUCACUAUAUUUUCCAAUUUCCAAGUUUCAGCUUGUGAGCUGCACCCUUUCUCUUGCCAUGAUUUGGCAAAUGACAUAUCAUACACUGUAUACACACAAACUGCCAAAACUGUGUUCAGCCACUUUUGGCACUUCAAUCUUACUGUCACACUAAAUCACCGCCUGGUUAGCUUAGUUGGGAGACUCACUUGCUGGUCUGCCCAGUGGUAGGUCAUGGGUUGAAACCCCCGGCUGGACCAACACUCAGGAUCUUUAAAUAACUGAGAAGAAAGUGCUGCCUUUGUAAUAACCUCUGCAAACGGUUAUUUUUUCUAGUCUUCUUGGAUACGGAUGAAAAACGUUAUGUUCCUUCACAAAGCACUUUCACUUAUCUGGUUCUUCCUUUCGUGUGACGUAAAACCAGAACCCACACCACUGUUCCAAAAGAGUAAGGGACAUAGACCCCAGUGGUGUGGCAGCCCUUUCCUGGGGUGGAUGGGUAUCUGUACAGACUGUCACUGAUCUUAGUAAUACACUGUAGGAAUGUCGAAAUUGGUACCUUAACAGCAGUGAUUUUGUUACCUUUGCGUCCUGCGUCCCUGACGCAUAAAAAUCCCCAAAGACACAAAAUAAUUCAUGGUACGCAAAGAACGAUCCAUCGAUUUGAAGAUUCUUUUUUGGUAGAAUACCCUGUUUGUGUGAUUUCUGUGGCUGUUCUUUAAAGAUGCAUUUUGUUGUAGUUUUUUUUCUGCUUUAAACUUGGCAAAUUGAAGAUUCAAUCGACCCCGAUAACUCAAACCCCCGCUAACUCGAACUGUUUUUCGUGUCCCUUCAGAGUUCGAGUUACCGGGGUUCUACUGUACAAUACAACUGAUUAUUUUAUUAAUUCUCUUUGCAGUUGCUCCAAGGUUUUUAGCGUCUCCUCCGCAACAACUUGAAAUUGAUGUUAAUGGCAAUAGCAGCUUGACAUGCGAUGUAUUUGCAGACCCUUCGCCAUCUUUUAAGUGGUACAAGGAUGGGAAACAACUCACAACAUCAACGUAAGUUUUGUAACAAUUGUUUCUCCUAGUACACGCUUUGUGAAUUGGUAAAUGUAAAGGCCACACCUUGUUUUUUAUUCUCACACAUUGUUAUAAGUGCAAACUUUUGAUUUUUUCUAGAUUUCAUUUGAAGAGUCAGGGAAAAAUUUAGUGCUCUCAAGAAUCAUUUGAAUGCAUAAGAAUAUCAUGUAAUUUAAUACUCUACGCAUCCUAGAUGAGCUAAACGUUUUGCACCGGAAAGUUGUAAUUCAGUCUAGGUUGCAUUUGGAAGUUAUCUGUGUGACGUUCAUAACUUGAAUAUAAAGAGGUAGAAUAAUAAUACAUUGUGUAAAGGCGUGAAUAAAAAAUAUUGUUUCCUGCACCGAAAAGCUGAAGAAAAUAUGAAGUGUAAGGUGAAAGCAAAUUAUUUAGAGGUCAACGGUCAAUUGGGAAAGAGUUUACUUGUGUUGUUGUUUUUGUUGUUCAAGUUGGUAGCAAUCCCAAGAAAGAAGCUAAAAAGUCCCUGGAGGCGUGAUGACAAGCAGAUUUGCACUCAUCAGAAAAAUCAAUUUAAACUAGACAUAGCCUGCGAAAACAGCCGUUUCUCUUCGCUUUUCGCCGCUGAGGACGUUUCGCGAUAGCCUGCGAAAACAUCCGUUUCUCCCCGCUCUUCGCCGCUGGGGCGAAGAGCGUGGAGAAACGGAUGUUUUCGCAGGCUACUUUCGCGAGGAAUAACGUCUGCGACUCAGCGACAGAAAUUCCUUACUGAUGACGUAAAAUUGUUUACGAAUGACAGGCAAAAGACCGAAGGCAAUACAAAAGGCCACGAAGGUCAAAUGUAAACGCAAAACAGUCAAAAUUGGUGGAACAUAUUCUUCUCUAGAAGAAGCAUUUGAUUUUUGCUGGAGCUCGUUCGCAGAUAAACACCACACUUUAGUAAAAUCGACCAGGAGAAACGUAAAAUUGAACAAAUUUGGUUGUGGAACCCCAUGACUACCGGAUAUAUUAUGUAAACAUUGAUUUACGUCAUCAGUAUGGAAUUUCUGUCGCUAAGUCGCAGACGUUCAUCAAGGGGGACGUUCCUCGCGGCGAAGAGCGAUGAGAAACGGCUGUUUUCGCAGGCUAAACUUGACAGUGUUCCACAUAAACCUCUCCUCCCUUGGCCCUAUUUUAUUGCUAGUCGCAGGUACAGUUUCAGUACGUUACUUACCGUGGAAAUAGAGGAUAUUACAUGGCCGCGCGGAGAUACGAAAUUUCUCUUCGAGUGUUGAAUUAUUUCGCAAGUGAGCGUAGCGAACAAGUGAAGUAUUUUUCAGCACGAGAAGAGAAAUUUCGUAUCUCCAAGCGGCCAUAAACACCCAACCUUUUUCACUUUAUUAGUUUUUGCUGUGAAAGGCGCGAUUUAUUACAUGUUAUUUUUACACGUGAAGAUAUCAUGUUUUCGCGCGAAACUCACUUGGUAUUUUAUUGGUGUUUAUUCAAUAAAAUGUUGUAUUUCACAGUGUACAGGUAACAUUAAAUGGCAACAAGUUGGUUUUUAAGAAUGUGAGGUACCCGGCUGAAAUUGGAGUUUAUCAAUGUGUGGCGGAGAAUCCACAUGGAAUGAUCGUGUCUUCCACGUAUGUCAAAGUUCUAGGUAAGCACUUGGAAAAUCGCAUAAAUAGUAAAAUUUCCACUCUAAUACUGGCGUGUUAGGUAAGGAAAACUUAACAUUAUAUUGCAACUUUUGUAUAAGAUGAGGAAUACUAAACAUUGCUUGGAUGCAGGAAAACCAAACAAACAAACUGCAAACAAAAAAGGUUGAGAUCACCGCACAAACUUAUGUAAUAAACACUGCCUUUUGCGCGUUUUGAGUCAGCUAGUAUUUUCCUCAAGGGUAAAAUUUCUCACACGUGAAUUUUUCUUUUUGCAGCCAUAAAACCAUCUUUCGCGGAGUCCGGAUUUGGUCCAUUUUACUUGUUCAAAGGCACUGAAGGGCGAUUGAAGUGUAAUCCGAAAGCAGCUCCACGGCCAACUAAAGACGAUUAUGAAUGGUAUAAAGGAAACACUCUACUAACGUCAUCACCACCCUACAGAAUAGAGUAUGGGGAAUACAGUACAUUGAUAAUUGACAACGUUGAGAAGAAUAGAGACGAGGGUGAUUACAAGUGUUUUGCAAAGAACUUCUUGGGCAACGAUGAGGCAACAGGAAAAGCUACAGUUCUUGGUGAGAAUAUCAUGAUGUAUCGUUUCGAUACAAAGUCGUUUCGAUACAAGUCGUUUCGCGGAUACAAACUCAAGCAGUGAAAUUGCACCAAAAUUUUGUUCACUUCAAGUAUAGUUUGCGAGGGAACAAGAAAAACAUUUUGGGUUAAUAUCUUCGGUUCUUUACUCCUAGUACGUGGGACUAUUAACACCUCGAAUGAAUAAACUUGUAUCGAAACGACCCGUUUUUAACCUCCUUAAAUAAGGGAGCUUUGGGCUAUGAACACACUGUACAGGGGAGCUUUUCCGCUGCCCCGAAAAUAAUACCGGAUACCGAUAGGGUUUCUGUUCACACAUACAUGAAGAACGGUGAUCGGGUCACGAUUUCUGUAACGGUACGAAGCUGCGCUGCGCUGAUCUCAAAAGUGGAACGUCACAUGUCACAUAUCGGAUAGGUUUUGUGCCACACUUUACUGCAGUGUGAACAGUACAUUCGGGCCGUUGCGGAAGUGAAUAAGUAGGAAACUUCAAAGAGGACUGGAACCCACUGAGACGGAAGUGAAUAUUCAGGAGUGGGGACUGGGAUUUAAAGCCAAAGCCUCUCGGCCAACCGCCCGCUCCGGCAUGAUGUUCGAUCUGUGCGAAUGACUUAUUCCUAAGAACCAAUGCGCUUCUGGCUGGCACAUUAAUAUCAACAGGUGAAGUCAGCUUGAAUAUCGCCGGUUGCAAAUUUUUAACAGUUAUUGGACUAGGUUGAGCAAAGCUAUGUCGUGUUUUGUCAGUAGCGAGACAGAGGUGAGACCGUGACGUCCUCGUCUUCAAGAAAAGAGAAAAGGAAACCGCUGUUUAGAGUUCACGUCCUCCAUAAAAACGUGAGAUUAGGAACUUUCUUGUUGUCGCAGGCAGUAAGACAUGGAAAUGUCACGACAAAAAGUGUGCUGCUCGUGCUGAGUUGUUUUGAUCAUUUAACCUAUUCUUUUUUUUUGGCGUUCUCGUUGCCGCCAAGGAGUUACAGGUGCCAAUCAAAACGCGCGAAAAAUAUUUAUCUGGUAAAUACUGCUGAUUGCUAUAUAGCUGGAAAUUUUUUCCCAGCAGCGCGCGUUUUCAUUGGUUACUUCGAGGUCACAUGACAUCUAACAAUGAAACUGUUUCCCGCCACAAUCUCUGAGCAGGCAACAUUGCCAAAUCUAUGACGUCAGAGGGUAAGAGUGCACUGCUUCCCGCGAAUGUUGACGGACGACCGCCGGCACAGCGAGGUUUAAUGAAUUCCAGCUUCGAAAUUUUCAGCAAUAUAACAAAUCAUUGGUCCCUCGGGAAACAGUUAAUUUUGUUGCCGAGAAUCUCAGUGUUUCCCUAGGCGGAGCCUAGGGAAACGUUGAGAUUCUGUUGUUCUCGGCUCCACUCAUAAAGUGUUAUUUUUUCUUUCAGAGAGAACUAUAAUUACCGUGAGACCAGAAAAUAAACAAGUUGACGAAGGAACACGCGUUGAUUUGAGAUGCGAAGCAACAGCAGACCCGUCUCUUGAGUUGAGAUACUAUUGGAAAAGGGAUAAUGCUGUCAUAACGUACAACAACAAAAUUGAGUGGCUUGAAGGACCUAAUGUUCUGACAAUUGCUAGCAUUACAGUUGAUGAUGCUGGUAAUUAUACUUGUGUGGCCUAUACUCCUGAUCCAAAAAGAUCUGAAGACCAAGCAUCUGCUACUAUUGAUAUCUCAGGUACUCUUUUAGUGUAUACCUUUACUCUGAGGGCCUUUAGGAAGAACGGAAAAGCUUUCGGUAUAUUGGCGCUUCUACCUUCAGUGUCUUUUUGUACUUUAGAGAGUGGCGACAUGUCUCCAGCUUUCAGCGAAGUAAUGUCUGGGAACAUUUGGUAGUUCAGAUUGGUUUGUGGUAUUCAAAGGAACCAUAUAGUUAUCCAAUCAUUGCUAAUAUUAUGCACCCAAAUGAUCCUAGAAAUCUUUGCGCCGAAAGCUUGGGGAAUUUUUGCGUAAACUGUCCAUUAUCAUCAUCAUCAUCCUCCCUCUCCUGAUCAUCAUCUGAUCAUCAUCAUUAUUUUUAUUACUAUUAGGAUCUAGUGUAAAAACUAUUGAAGUGUGUGGAAAGUUUACCUUUACAGUUUUUGUGUUUUUGUUGUUUUGUUCUUCAAUGUUUUUGUUACAAGUUAGAUUUUUGUUUUAAUGGAACUUUGUAAAGUCAAUACUGCCCUCGUUCAUCAUGGAAGUUAUAUAAUUUUCAUAGUUUCCGUAGUAGAAAAAAGAAACUGUUAUGACACUAACCAAGAUUUUUCAUUUUCGUUUGAAUCCGAUUUUUAUAGGUGCUCCUUAUCCGCCCACAAAUCUUGCCAUAACAGAUUGUUUUAACCGCAAUACAACGCUUUCCUGGGUCACUGGAGCAGCAAACAAUGCUUCCAUCACACGGUUUAUUAUUGAGCAGGAAUCUACGUAUGAGCCCAACGUGUUUUAUGUCAUUCUAAAUGUCACGAACCCUAAUGCGACGUCCUUUACCUUUAAUCUGACCGGCUGGGCGACCCUUCGUUUCCGUAUUAGAGCUGUCAACCGCUUUGGACCCAGCCGUGCAAGUGUAGCCACGACUGAAGUUUGUCGAACAAAUGUUGGACGUAAGUAUAUCUUUGGCUGUUCAGUGUAAACAUGCCUCUUAACAAACGUUCAGCGAUAUUUAUCCCCGGGCGAAGGAGAGUUAUAGUGUAAAUGCUAUAUUGAUUUUGAUAUUUUUAAACUUAAACAAAUAUAACUAUUGUUUCGGUAUAUAAAAUUGUGACUUGUUUUGGAACCAUUCAAUCAUAACAUCUUGCAGAACUUUUUGGGUUAUUUCUUGAUAAUGAGUUCGAUUUGAGACAUUCUUGGAAGGGAGGUGACUUAAAAUAUUGUAUUUUUUUAACAGCUCCAGAUAAAUAUCCAGACAAUUUCCGUGGAAAUCCCAAGGGAGCGGAGACUCUCGAUAUUGUUUGGACUGUAAGUACACUUAUCAAUUUGGUUAAGAGCCUUCUCGAUCUGCAUGACUCGUCAUAUUAAAAGAAAGCCGAAUUAACUAAUUAUUGUUUUAUAAUUUAUUCAAAAUGUUUCUAAGUUCUUUACAUCUUUGCCUCCUUAUGGACUUUUUUAAAACAUUGGUCUCAUUCGCCACUCUAGGAACGAGAGGAAACUGGAUCGAGUUAACUUUCGCGAAGACUGCCGGGACUUUUACAAGGGACAGGGAAAUAAGUUGACCAACAGCUGACCGGCGCUCUUUUAGUAACAAUCCAAGAAACAAUUGCGGAAAACGUAUCGGCUCCAUUUCCCUUUUCGUUCCUAUAGUAGCGAAUUAUAGUUAAAAAUUCUCGCGUGGAGCCCCCACUUCCAGACACCCCUAGGUUAACAUAAGUUAUGGGAAGAGGCGAGCCCGGAGGCGGAAAGAAGUGGGAGCUAAGGCCCAAGAGUGUGCCAUUAGGGACCUUAAGCAAGGACGACGACGACUUCAGUGAAAACGUUGGUAAAAAAAUUAAUUUGCGUUCUUUCAAACUUAAUCGCGUCUAUUUGGACCCGCUCAAUAUGUCAAAUGCAGGCGACUUUUCCUGGAGUUGAAUUCUUAAGGAUUUUAUUCAGGUUCAAAAAGAUGAAGGAAAAUUCGUCGUCGUAUGUCCCCGUCUUCUAUAAAACGUAAAAUUAGGAGGUUUCACGUCGUAGUCGUGCAGUGGACGUCAAAGAAAUGUACUAAAAAGCGUGAUGCGCGUGCAGAGCUGUUGUUUUGAUCAUUAAACCUAUUGUAUUUUUGUUUUCUUUUUUAUUUUUUUUUGAAGUCGUCGUUGUGGUCGUCGUCGUCCUCGCUUAAGGUCCCUAUUGCUGCGGAGAGGACAACCUAACUGGUUUUGCUAUUAAUUUUUUUUUCGCAGGCAAUGCCUAAAGUGGAUUGGAAUGCACCCGGCCUUUACUACAUGCUGAAGUACAGACAGGUGGGCGAUGGGAAAUCUGAAGUCGAGGAGAAAAUCCCUGAUCCCGCUGUUGACGUUUUUGCGAUACCAAAUCCCGGUUAUUAUGAGCUGUGGGAAUUUCAGAUUCAAGCUGGGAACGAGGAAGGUAAGGGGCCUUGGAGUCCUAAAGUACAAUCACGUUCGGGUCAAGACCCGCCCGAAGGAAAGCCAGGAAACGUACAAACUGGAGGUGCGACCGCACGCACUGUUGAGUUGUCAUGGCAACCUGUUACUGUCACUCGAGGAAGUGUGGAUGGUUAUAAGGUGAGAGCAGUUUCGUUCCUUUUGCCUUUUUUUUUUCCUUUACCUUGAGUGAGAAAAAUGGAAACAUACCCCUGGAGCGAGAUUUAGUUAUUAAUAGUCGUUCAAACUGCUGCGAACAGAUUUUAAGGGGUUGUUACAGCAACUUGUGAAUUUGCUUAGCUUACACUUGCUCGGAAGUCGGCCUUGAUGAAGUUUCUUGUUCUUGUAGCCUGGGAAAACAGCCGACGUUUCUCGAAACACCACCACUGGUUUUCCCGCAAAAAUGACGCCUAAGAAAGGAGCGCAGAAAUUCCAUACUGAUGACGUGUCAUCACUACCCUGAUCUAGAUAGUGCCUCUGAUUGGUUGAAGUUAGUUUCUCUCGCCGCACGGCUAAUUAGAAGCAUUACCCAGAUCGAGGUAGUAACACGUUAUUAAUAUGGAAUUUCUACGCUCGUUCCUCAGACGUCAUUUUUCGGGGAUACCAGUGGUGGCGUCACGAAAUGUCGGCUGUUUUCUAAGGCUUCUUUUAUGGAUUGGUAAGCUUUUGUUAUCGUCAUUUUGGCCCUGUUGCACUGACAUUGAUCGAAUCAGACAAAUACAGCAAGUCACACCCAAUAGUGGGUGUCAAGAAUUGUGUUUUACAGUGGCGCAAUUUUUAUUUUUAGAUUUAUUACUGGGGUGAAAGUCGGCUGAAUGCAAGACGCCGACGUGAAAUUCCUGCUUAUGCGUUGUCUGUAAAUGUCCCAGGAGGCACCACGACUUCGCAUACUGUAACGAGACUUACGCCUUACACUAACUACAACUUUGCAAUCACGGCUUACAACAGUGGUGGCGAAGGACCGGCCAGUGACGAAGCCUUUGCAGCAACUGAUGAGGAUAGUAAGUUAUAGAUAGAGACCUUUAGAUUCUAGGACGAGAUUUAACUUAAAGUUUUUUCGCGUAUUCUCAAAUAAUAGACACCCCGCAUUGCUUCAUUGUACGUCCUUUUUACCUAAACAAAACACUGUUUUCUUGAUUGAAGGGAGGGCAAGCUAUCUCCCAACCGCAAAAUAAUAAAACCUCUAACACUUUAUCACUUGUGUCCGCUAACAUGACAUUCUCGCCAAAGCUCGUAGUAGAAUGACGGCGACUAUCACGUUUUCCCGCCAAAUUGACGCUGGUUUAAGCGGGCGCACUACUUAGUAUUGAGAAAAUCUCGUACUCGUAGUCGUACUUGCCUUAGAAUUUAAGGUGAUUCCCUAGUAAAAGAAUGUAACAUAGAUUGUUGAUGAAACUUGUUACACUGAUGUAACAAGUCAAGAAGAUGAUAAAAAAGUAAUAAAAAGUGGGGGUCACCGUGCUCGUUUUGACGUCACAAUGCUGACAAAUACGGCCAUUUAGGACCCUUUUACAAAAACCGCAGGCGGCCCAAAACUAGACAAAAAGGAGAGUUUUUUUCGAUGAUGCAUGUGGUAUCACACAGAAUUGGACUUUAAUGUAUUGUUUAUCCACUUACGUACCAGAAAAAUGCCUUUUAAUGCCCUUGUUUUUACUUUACGCUACAAAGUAGAAUUCAAUUAGACACGCGCUAUUCGACCCGUGAUAGCUCAAUCCGUACAAUUUAGUAAAAUUGCCAAAAAACUGAACAUAGAUUUGUGCCAAUUUUUUUCCCAUCGAAAGAAAGCAGUGUCCUUGUUAAAAUCAUGGAAUAAAAAAUGGGGGUCACCGUACUCGUUUUUGCGGUAGAGCUGCAGAAAGUGCGCAACAAAUGCAUUUUCUCCGAUUUUUGAGAGAGGACUGGGGCGAGUGUCAUAUUAGAAUGUAUGUGAAAGGGGGAAGAAAGAAUUUACUUCGAGAUAUCAUCUUUAGGACACAAUGUGAUGUGACACAAUGUGGCCACCUUCGCGAAACCAACUGUCACUCUCAAAACAAGGCUAAGUGCUAAAACUUUUUUGUGAAAAUAACUUUUGUUUUCUGAAAUUUUUACUUAAGUCACUAUUGGGAAUGAAAGACUUUAGGAUUUGCAAGCGUCGCCACCACGAUAGGUGACAGACACAGGUGAAAGGUUCGCUCUUUUAAAUUAAGGUGGCUCCCCAGAGUAUUUACUAAUAAUUCGAGCUAUCAAGCAUACGUUACAGAAGGAAAUCUAGUUACUUUGUCUUUGCGAUUUUGUUCACGAGAUUCACCGCUAAGGUUGCCCAUAUAAGAACGCUCCUUUAUCAAGUUUCAUUUUCUGGAUUAAGGCCGUUGCCAUGGAAACAUCGCAUCCUUAAACAGGCAGUAAUUUUGUCAUUUUUGCCCAUUUUUCCUUAAUAUUUCUCAUUUCCCGCGGUGAAAUGUCUUUAAACUUUGCCACUUUAUAUUAACGAUAUUGCUUAACAUUUUAAAGUGGAAAAAACAUGGGGUCGUUAAGGCGGUUUUGCCAAUAUUUUGAAAUUUGUAAUUUUUCUUAAUAGAGGAGUUUAGCUCUUACAGAUUUUGACAAAAAAAUGACAGUACAAAGGUACUGCGACUGUUAAGAAGUGAGGCGAUUUUUAAAAAAAUUUACCCAAGGAAACGCGAGAAAUUCACGGUUAAUUAACUGCGCUGACGUCACAAAAAUCCGAAAAACACGCGUGGUUCGGGGUCGUUUGAGCAAAAUACGCGCGCGAACCGUCACGCCCGCAUGCGCAUAAUGCACAAAGCUGCUGAAAACAUGUGGUUUCUUUGAAGAGUACGAAAGUCAUUGUUUUGAAGCCGUUUAUUGGUAUUAUUACGGUGAUAUCUCGCCAGUUGAAAAAGGAGAGAUAGCGGAUUCAAUUUUAUACCUAACACAGGAUGUUUUCUUCGAAGUACUUGACUAUUGCAGUUAAAAUUCGAACCGUGGUGGUCACUCGUGAGGAUGGCGAUUGUCGGAGAUGAAGACGGUGGUUGUUCAAGGAUUGCAAUAAGCCCUUCAUUUCCUAAUCUGCUGUACACUGUUUGCAGAUCUUCAAAGGUCAGCCCACUUCCGGAUACUUUUUCAACCUUGUUCUUCUGUAGGGAUAAUUUCGACGGCCAAGUUUUUCUUUAAAAGUCUGCUGUAAAAGAUGGCGCCGAUCUAUAAAUCGUACAUCAUGUCCUCAGCUACAUGUACAAGACCGUAGGUCUAGACGGACAACUAUUGCUUUCGUCAAGGGUCAAUCUGUGAGUAAAAAUUAUUUCUCGUUGUGCAAAAACAUUUUCUAGUGCAUCUUGCAUGUGCGUUGAAGGACGUUUGAAACAAGAAAAAAUACACGGAUGUUGGUUCGUCGAUGGAAAGGUUCCUUCGAUUAGGAUGCAAGUUAAGUGGGAAACCUUUUUUCUGAUAAGUUUUUUAAACAAUGUGAUAGAGUCGGCAAGACAACAAAGAUUACACUCCAUGUUAUCUUGUCUUAAAGCCACUUCUAGAAUUACUUAAAUAAAAUCAAAUGUAAGAGAAAUAAAGUGACCGAGGAGCUCCGCCAGUGAAGACAAUCUUCAGUGUUUGUUCGGGAAUUGGCUCGAUCUUUCAGAUCUUUCCACUGACCGUGAGCCAAAGGCCAGAAAAAGGAACAUUGCUUCCUUCUGGGUUAGUGUACUUACUUCUUUGUUUUCUAAGUAAAGUUUCCACUCACCAUUUACUUCGACUAUUUAACGUUUGUCUACUUUUGAAGCGAAAGAAUUGAUGUCUUUGGAAAAUUUCUGCUUUGUUUUUACAUACAAUUUACUCUUAUGGAGAUCGAUAGUGACUUGUAACCGGUGUAGCAUUGUCUCCUCUCAUAAAUGUUUGACCUACUCUAAUCAAACUUUUUACACAAUGAGCUUAACAGAAAGUUAAUAAAGUUUUUUUGGGGGAAUAUUUCGAAACUGAGAGGCCAUGUUUAUUUUAAUUUUUGCGUGGACGUCGCGCGGAUUUUAAAGCUCGCGCCAUACUGGUGCUCAGGCUGCGCACGGCCAAUUUACUCUAGGGAGCCACCUUAAGAUUUUCAAUUAAAUUGCCUUUUUAUUCCUUCUUUAGUUCCAGGUCCACCAGCAGAAGUCAACGUCUAUGCUUUUGCAAAAUACAUCCUGGUCACAUGGAAAACUCCUGAGGAACCAAACGGCGUGAUUACAAAAUACCGAGUGAGGUCGGCGCAGUACGAAGGUUCGCAACCGAACGACGAUCUACAGGUAUCCUGGCAGGAAGUCGGGCCAGGCGUUUUUAGAAAGCUUCUUGAGAAUCAGACGCCGGAGAGAAAUUAUGUUGUAGAAAUACAAGCAGAGACAAGCAAAGGGUGGGGAGAUAAAUUCAGAAAGACAACUCGAACUGUGGCAUAUGGUCGUAAGUAUUUUUUUAAUUAUAAAGGAGCUUGAGCAACAAAUACGGCGACGGCUACGAAAAUGUCACAUAAAAACUGAAUUCGUGCUGCCUCAAACUUAAUGUGCUUACUCCAUCUCGCUUUUUACGUCAAAUGUUAGCAGUUUUUUUUUUUUUCAGUUCUGGGGUUGAAUUCUAAAGGACUCUAUGGAAGUUAAGGAAAAGAAUAAAAAAGUUGGUCCCUGUGUUCACGUUCUCCGCAAAACGCGGAAACAGGCAUUUUCCCGUCGUAGUCGUGUUGCGAUGGCAAAAGGGAGCUUUAGCAACGACGACGGCGACGGCAACGAGGACGUCAAAAAAGCAGUAGGUUUAUUACGCAAAACAACAACUUUGCACGUGUAUCACGCUUUUUUGUACAUUUCUUUACCGUCCUUGCACGACUACGACGUGAAAAUGCCUAAUUGCAAAUUUUAUGGAGGACGUAAACAAUCGACGGCGAAUCUGUUCUCCUCUCUCUAAACUUGAGUGCAGUCCUCAAGAAAUCAGCACCAGGGAAAUUCGCCUACACUUGCCAUUUUCAGCAAAUUGGAAUAAACGCGACAAAGAUUGAAAAAACGGGAAUUAAUUUUAAAACUGACGUUUUCGCUGCCGUUGCCGUCGUCGAUGCUAAAGCUCCCUAAAGAUGUCCAAAAAGGCGCGAUGCACGUGCAGAGUUGUUGUUUUGCCAAUCUACUAAGCCUAUUGCUUUUUUGCCGUUUUCGUUGACAUCAACGUCUUCGUUGCUUAAGCUCCUUGUAAUUAACUAGUUCGUUACUUUGGCUCUCGGGCAACUGGAACUCGAACCGUCUAGGAAAAUCAAAGCAAAUAAGCAAAUGAAUUGGGAGGGAAUGCAGUUAUCAUCCACACUUUACUUCAAGGGCAGCAUGAGAUACAGAUUGUAUUUUCAAAAGGGGAUAAAGUAACAAUAUAUUCAACGUUUCAAAUCCAUGCAGUUGCAUGCUUGUCAUAGUUUCCCUUUUGGUUACAAUAGAGACAUUUAGAUACGAAGACGAGAAUCACUACGAGUACAAGAUUUGACUAUGUUUUUUCGCGUAUCGUCAAAAAAUAGACACCCCUGGAAGGUUCAUUGUACUCUUUUAUCAGAAAAGUUCUGUUACUUUUAUUGAAGGGGGCUAAGCCCUCUCCUAUCGUAAAAUGAUAAAACUUCUAACAUUUGACAACUUGUUUCCUUCAUAACGACGUCUUGCUAAAACCCUUAGUGGAAUGACGACGGCUAUCAUGUUUUUCCGCCAAAAUGACGCUUGUUCUCGCGCGUGCACUGCUUAGUAUUGAGAAAAUCUCGGUCUCGGACUGUGCGCUGGUCUUAGAAUCUUAAGGUUUCUGUUAACUUCGUUUUUCUUCUCAGCUCCUGCCAAACCUAAAAACCCACUGUGGAGGGAACCGGUGCGGAUAAAGUGAAAGUUACUUACAACUUUGGUCUUGGUGGAGGCUAUACGCACGAGUUCCUGGUCAUGUACCGAAGGAAAUGUAAGUAUUCUAUCUUGAAAGGUUGUUGUAUCUUAUUUAGUCUGUGGUGUAACCGUUCAAAUGAAUUCUCGUGGUGCCAUUUAUUUAUCAGCAAUUGCAAAAUGAAAUUUUGCCAUUUUUAGGAGUGAAAGGAUUUCACUUAACCGACUUUGUCUGCUCUUACAUAAAAAGCAUUUUUCCUUGCGUGAUAAUUAACUCUCCUUAUUACCCUUUCUCUCGAUAAUGUAUUCAUAUGAUACUGUUGAGAAAAAAUUGAUGUUGGUCACUCAAAGUUGAUGAAUCCUUCCUUAAGACGGACACAAAACCCAUCUUUUUAUUUAUUUUGUAGUGGAUGGAGAAGCCUUUCAGAACACGAGUUGGGUAGAUCAUUUUGAAAAGCAGAGCAUCGAGAUUGGAGGCUUAAAUAACGAGCUUUACGAGUUUAAAACUGUUGGCAGAAAUGAUUAUCCAGAAGAUAAUGAUGUCAAUACAAAAACGGAGAGCCCUGCCAGUGACGUCACAGAGGGACGGCCUCUUCCAGGGAUAGUCAGUAAGUAUCGCACUUCACUUCUCUUGGCUCAAAAUAACGGUCGGUCAACGGCCAAUGUCUUGCGAAAAUGACCAUUUUUCAGUUGGCCGGUCAUUUGUUAAGUGACAAGUGAACAUGACCGGCCACUGUCCAAAAAUUAUUUUAAGCCCUGACUUUUAGAACAAAAUGCCGUGGGGAUAGUCUGUGUGCAGACCCUCCCCCCUCAAGUGGAAUCUAUUUUGUAUCCUCUCAGUUUUUCUCGGAUUAACUGAGAUGGCCAGAACUUUUAACUACCCAUUUUAAGAUGAAAAUGAAUUCCACAACUUUACAAAUAUCUUUCAGGCGGCCAGCGGUCAACAACUCCUAUCCACCAGACUGCCUGGUUUAUUGCCCUGCUGGUUCUUAUCGCCGUUCUGCUGAUUGUGUUGGUUAUAUUUGUACUUUACACUCGGCAUCAAGGAGCUAAAUAUCCUGGUAAGACCAAAUCGUACCUUCUAUCAUUACAAAGAAAACUUUCGCAUGGAAUUUUGUUGGUUGUUCAACGACUGUAGCCCGCGUCACAGACGGGAAUAAACAUCUGGUUAACGCCGUCUGCGAAACAACGCCGAAAUCCUUGUCCUUGGCCCGCAGCUGCAUACCAGGAUUUGAGUACGCGUCGCGAUUGGCCUGUUAAAAAAGCCAUUGUAAAUUCGCCAACCAGGUUGAAGGGAAACUCGAAACGCAUUUCCGGUAAUUUCUUGAGUCUUUUAGGGGCCGAGAACAAAGAUAGUGGCGCUGCCUCGCAGAGGCUACUUGACCAGGUGUUAGGGUAGGUCUUCGACACAUGCAAAAAGACUUUCACGUAUGGAGAAAUGUCAUUGGAUUCCAGUCUCCCUCUUAUUGGGUAUUAGCACUUGUCUUGUUUUGUUAAGCAGUUUUUUCAUUCAUUUCAUUAAUGCAUUACCGCUGUUCAGUGUCACUUCUGGCGCUUAUAAAGAAACUGGUUUUCAACGUAACAUUUGUGGCGCCGUGUACACGAGCAAGUAAAUUUGCCGUGACAUAAUAUUUACUCAUAUGUAGUGUGCUUUAUUGGAGUUUUUUUAAUCUUUUUGCCAUGAAAUCGACCUUUUCUGCUUUCCUUUUUAGUUGGCAAACGUGAGAAAAAGCGUGCAGCUCUAAUUGAUCAUGAACCGCCGUUCGAUGAAGAAGAAGGCGAUGGAGGGUAAGAAAGAGUCAACCGUGUUUUCUUAGAGGGCACAAAUGAAAAAUUUUAGAUGAAUAAAGAGAAAUCUCGGGAUGUACCUCAUGCAAAAUUGCCAUGUAGAGACCCUAUAGUCAAAUAUGACAGCCUUGACCACAUGAUAACGUUAUAUGGUAGCCUGUCAUGAAGUACCAUCCACCAAGGUUGUCGAUAGAGACCUUUAGAUUCUAAGACGACUGCGAGGACAAGAUUCUCUUAGGUAGUGCGCACGCUUGAACCAAUGUCGUUUUGGCGGUUAAACACCUUAAGCGUUUUAUUAUUUUGCGAUCACUGGAGAGGGCUUAACCGCCUUCAGUAAAAAUAACAGUUUCAGCGUUUAGGGUGAAACACUUACAAUGGAGCUUUUCGGGAAGUAUAUGUUUUGAGAAUACGCGAAAAAAACUAUAAGUUGUAUAAAAUCUUGUCGCGUGGUCGUCCUUUUAGAUGAUAACUUACGCAACAGGACGGGACAGGAAAGAAUAUGGCAAACCUUGUGUUACAAGCGUGACAAUUAUGUUUGAAAGGACUUUCCGCACUGAAGAUGACGACAGAACACGUAAGUAAUCGCCCUGUCACUCUUGUCACACAAACGUCUUGCUGUUUUCUUCUUUGUGCCACUACUCACCAAUAACAGGGAAGCCGGGGCACCGCCCUGGUAAGCCGGCGAUGAGGUGAAAGAGCCCCUGGGAAAUCAGCCUUGAUGUUUUAAAUAUCUGAUAUAAGUUUCGUUCACCUCUCCAGCCGAACGGAAAAUCCGCCACCCUAUCAGAGCCAGGGGUCACUACAGAGGAGCCCAGAAAGUGACCGCGACAGUUUGGACGAUUAUGGCGAGGGGCCUCAAUUUAACGAAGAUGGCUCCUUCAUUGGAGAAUAUGGCGACGAGAAGAAGAAUGCUCCGGACGAAAAGGAUGACUCAGCUUUGGCGACAUUCGUUUGA
Molecule: messenger RNA, 35897 nt
Organism: Porites lobata
Lineage: Eukaryota; Metazoa; Cnidaria; Anthozoa; Scleractinia; Poritidae
Source: the annotation of a GenBank genome assembly